AUGCUCGACAGCGCCGCUAAGAAGGAACGAAAGAACGGCAAUACCAACACCCGUGAACCCAACGAGGACAAAGAGUGGAGAGAAAGGCUUCACUACAAGGAGAUCGCCAUCACCAUGUUCCGGCCCUAUCAGUUGCCCAUGAUUGAGACCAUCGUGCUCUUCCUCGCGCUACUGAGCGGUCUCGUUGACGCGCUCAUCUUAUCUUUCUUCGGGAGCUAUGGUUAUGUCUUGGAACAACGGUCCUUCACACCUGUGGAAAUCUCCCUCACCCUCAUCGCAUUAGCCGCCUCAUAUAUCAUCGGCUACUUCAUCUUCUUCCCCAUCAUCGCCCGCCAUAAUGCUCGACGUAGCCAGGGCGAGCAGCUCGCACCCAAGGCACGUCUCAAGCCACUCCUAUACCUUGUCACCCUUCUCCCUACUGGACUGCUCAUCUGCGCAUUUGUCGCAACUGGACCACUACUGCACUGGUUCGAUGUUGUCAUUAGCUACUGUCCUCAUAGGAAUCUCAAAUUUUGCCAUCUACUACGCGUCCGUUCAUUAUAUGGUCGCCGCCUACGGACCACACAGCGCGUCUGA
Alternaria atra is the source of this 576-nucleotide messenger RNA. RefSeq lists its product as uncharacterized. Gene Ontology annotation, molecular function: transmembrane transporter activity. The record is from RefSeq and is a predicted model, not a curated record. Gene Ontology annotation, biological process: transmembrane transport. NCBI's taxonomy places the organism in Eukaryota, Fungi, Ascomycota, Dothideomycetes, Pleosporales, Pleosporaceae. Bases 1 to 576 code for a protein of 191 amino acids. The transcript has a single exon.